Molecule: messenger RNA, 1906 nt
Organism: Falco peregrinus (peregrine falcon)
Lineage: Eukaryota; Metazoa; Chordata; Aves; Falconiformes; Falconidae
Gene: SMIM3
Product: small integral membrane protein 3
Exons: 2
Coding region: 16-390 (124 amino acids)
Source: RefSeq, a predicted model, not a curated record
CCGUCCUGGAGGGCCAUGAGCCGCAGUCCUUUAUCCUGGUGCAAGAAAAAGGUCCUGCCUGCCCGCCCUCCCUUCUCCCGGCCCCCCUCCCCUGCCGCCCCCCGCCGGCCGGGCCGGGCCGGGCGGGGCCAGGCGGACGCUCCCUCCCCCGGCGGGGUCCUGCCGCUGCCGCCGCCUCGAGCCGGAGCCGGAGCCGGGCAGCGCCGCAGGAUGGACUUCUCUGACUCUGCAAGUCCUGCCGCCCUCCCCAAGCACAUCCUGGACAUCUGGGUCAUUGUCUUGAUCAUCCUGGCCACCAUCCUUAUCAUGACAGCCAUGGUGCUCUGCCCAGCCACCGCUGUCAUCAUCUACCGGGUACGGACUCACCCCAUGCGCAAUGGCAUCGUGUGAGGCAGAGGCAACGAGGGACAGAUGGCUUGCUGGUCGGGUGGCCACAGCUGUGAGAGAUGCGUGACUUUGUGGAUGUGUCCAGCUAGAAACAACUCGCUCCCAUGAGGUAGGCAGGCUGGUCUCACCUUCACUGGUGACCCUGUCUCCUUCCAGGCAAGUAGCAAGGAGUGGAAAUGCCUGGCAAAGUUACUUCUUCUCUGGAGUCCCAGCUGUCAGGGUGGUCAGGAGAGAAGGGUCAAAGCAAGAUGGAUGUGGCUUCUGGUUGUGGGUUCAGAGACUCGGCUAAAAGCAUCAGUAACAGACAGAGGCAGUCCUGGCAGCACAGCAGACAUGCAGCUGGCACCGGCUUCUCCUCUAUCAGAUAUCUGCCGAAAUUGUAGGAAGACCCUAUGGGGCGCUUGGUUCUUCUGGGUCUCGUGGAGCACAGGAGGGUGGGCAGCCCCUGCCAGCCUGCCUGCCUGCAGGCCAGCUGUGCUCGGCGCUCCUUCCGAUGGCAAGGACCCCCAGCACACUGACCCCGUUGCAGGGGUCUGUGCUCCCCUCGCCUGGGCCAGCAAAGCAGGAGGAGCAGAGGGGUUUGUGCCCAGGCAGUGGCAAGGGACUAUGCAAGCUCUUACAUUGCCCUUUGCUGUGAAAUAAAUGGACUUUAAUUCUACACAUGGGCGUUUCGUGCAGAUCUGUCCACGCUACAGAUGGUGUCCAGGGAGAUACCUUGCAGCAUUUCCAGGAGCCCUCCGUGUGCUGACAUCCUGCGCUGCCUUGGCUCAAGGUCCCUAGGGCUCUGGCCCAGCCUGUUAUCCCGGUGGCAACAGCCCCGCAGGAGGCACAUUUGCCAGCCCAGCCCCACACUCUGGAGGUGCAAAUCCGAAUAUGACUGUGAUAGCAGCAGCAACUAUCAGUCAGCGAGCGGGAAGGAUCCCCUGGAUCUUUCUGACAGCAGCAAUGACUGCUUUUCUCCCGCUCGGCUGACCAGCAUUGCUCCCUGCCACAAGCCUCACGCUGAGCUCUAGUGUGUGGCAGGAGUCCUGGGGCUGAAACAGCGUCCUGGUGACUCACGGUGAGAAAGGUCAUGAAUAAUGAGAUGAAUCAGGCUGGGAUAUGGGGAAAUGUUAUGGUGAUGCUGGUGGGAAUUGUUUAAAUCCCAUUUUGACUACUGGAAAGAGCAACCAGCCCUGCAGUGUUGGAAACCCUUCAUGCCAUCCCCGUGCAGCUUGAUCCGUGACAGCCGGUAUUGGGUUUGCUUUUGGUGUUGGGGCCAGAGGGGCAGGCGAUUCCCAGGGGAGGAGGAUUUUGGGCUAACGCCUCCCUCCCCAGGGAGGGAGCCCAGCACCCGGACGCAGCUCCCCGGGAACGGAAACGCCUGCGCUGGAGCUGUGGGCUGCGGUUGUACUAGGGAAGGAGCAGACACGUAUUCCUUGCCUGGCCCCAAAAUAAAUUUCUGUUUCGAGCCAUCGCCUCUCUCUCCCCCCUCUCAAGUUGCAGAACUUGAAGCAAAUAAACAGAGUUAUUUUUCUUU